This is a messenger RNA of Capsella rubella, 549 nucleotides long. RefSeq lists its product as uncharacterized. The transcript has a single exon. The record is from RefSeq and is a predicted model, not a curated record. NCBI's taxonomy places the organism in Eukaryota, Viridiplantae, Streptophyta, Magnoliopsida, Brassicales, Brassicaceae. Bases 116 to 346 code for a protein of 76 amino acids.
ACAAUAUCUCUCGUUUUCCAUCUUUUUGUUUUUCCUUCCUUCCCAUGCGCAACGAAGAAGCUUUCAUCCUCCAAGAUUCUCUUUUCGAUUCGGAAGCUCUCAAUCUCAAUCACCAAUGGAAGCAGUUAAGACCUCCAGGUUCAUCACUGAGGUGGCUCCGGCUAAGUUUAUAUCUGCGACGAGAGAACCAUUCAAGAACAUGCUGACAACAAUCUCCGAGGAAGACUUCGACUUUGAAGAAUUAGUAAGGGCCACUGCAGAGAGACUCUCUUCUUCUUGUCCAGGCUCCUCCUCCUGGUCUCUUGCUCGUCACUACGCCAAGAUCAACAGACUCUCUUCUUCUUAAUACCAUUCUAUUGCCAUCCCAUAAUGCAUCUUUUUCUUUUUCAAUAAAGCCGAAGAAGUCUUACGUUUCUUGGCCCAAUCAACUUUGAAGAGAAUUUUUCAUCUACUUCUCGUUGCUGAGUUGUUAUCUUGCUUCACUUGUGUUUAGCUUUCUCUAAUCAUUUAUGGUUGAUCCUUUUAUGUACUACCGACCCAACCAUGAAC